CCGUGGGGAGACCGUUUCGCUCCCGGACUCGCGCGCGAAACACGUGCGUUCGAAUUAUGAAAAUUCAAAAUUGUGCAAUAAAAAAAAUAUAUUAGAUCGUAACUUUUUAAAUUCACCGGCGGGCGAAGGGAUCCGCGUGUGUAGUGCCAUAAAAAGUUUUGGUCAGAACCAACCAAGUGUUGUUAAAACAGUGACUUUGUCGUGGUUGCCAGAAUAUUAAGAUUAAAAUAAACUUAGAAUAUUUUAGUCGAGGACGCUGUUAAACUAUGCCGUUAGCCGAGUUGCGACAGUUCGCCGGUCAAAUUAAUUGGAUACUGGCGAUUUUUUAAUGCUGCUGACGGCUGAGCGAAUGCAAAAGGACUCAUUUGGAAUUCGCCGUAGUACAGAAAUCCUAAUAGGGAUUUCAAUAAACAAUUCUGGAGUUUUGGAACUGAAGGUACGAAGAAGAUGAAGUGAAAGUGCAGUGAAAAAAUUAAUAAUUUGUUUAAAAGAAAAUGUUAACGACUUCUGCCCAGAGGCUAGAAGUAACAGUGAUAUAAGUGUAAAUAAAAAAACACACAAAUUCAAUUAAACUGUCAAUUCUACUAGAAUCAAGUGUCGCUUAAUAAUUUCCCAGUAUAAAUAACGGAUAAAGAAUUUUCUAAUAUUAUUAAAAAAUUGUGCAGUGAAGUGUGGACAAGGAAACAACGAAAAUAAAUUAUUGUAUAUAAAAUAAAAAUUAGUUCAACAGUUUGCGACCUCUGAAAUUAAAUGCUCAUCGAGCAACUGUGAAAGUGAAGUGAAGUGAUUGUGGUUAACGGUUGACGACCCCUGUCGACGAGUGAUGACCUCAUAGUGGCGGGCCAGUGGCUGUCAACAUGUGCACGUGACUGGCAUUGAUGGUUUUGCCACGGUGGCCGAUGAGGGCGCGCGGCCCGACUGGCCGGCAGGUCAAUGACAUCGCCGGCACUGAUCAUGCUGUCUUUGGCGUUAGUUUGUUCCACAAUCGACACAGCAACGGAACAAACAGCCGCUCAUGACAGCAACCAACGUGUACACUUUAUAGAUAACCAACUAGACAAUAUAAAUGCUACACUAAACAAAAAUAGGACCAAUUUAAAUAAUAAUAAAGUUAAAAGUAAAACAAAAAUAUUAGAAGACGACAUUUAUACGUCGAACGAUGAUAUUAUAAAGAAUUUUGAAAUGCACAAAAUCAAUGUGAGGAGGUUUAACCAAGAAAUGGCCACGGAACAGUAUGGACCGCAUAAAGAGAUCCCCGUAAAGAGAGAUAGAUAUAACAAAGAGGUCCCCGUAAAGAGAGAGGCCCCGGGGAAGAGAUAUACGAAUAUAUAUCAUGAAGGGAUCCCCAGAAAUAGAGUGAAGCGAUCGCAAGACAGUCACUGUGAGGCAUUCGAAUAUCACGGUAGAGAUCAGAGACAAAUUAGGCAUCCAUAUCAAAAGGAUGAUACGAAUAAUACUAAUUACUAUAGUAAUGUGCAUUGUGUCACUGUUAUAAAUGGUACUGAGUCGUCGGUGAUAGAACUAACAUUUGUAGACAUAUUCCAUAUUGAGUAUCAUCCAGACUGCGCCUAUGAUUAUUUAGAAAUUCGAGACGGUUCAAAAGGCUAUUCAGCACUACUUGGAAAGCUGUGUGGACAUCAGUUUCCUAGGCAAAUCAGGACAACUGGACCGUACGCGUGGUUAAAAUUCCAUUCGGACGACACCAUAGAGUACGAGGGGUUCCACAUAAACAUCGCUAUUUUAAAUGGCUACAAUAGUCAUAGAAUACCGGAUAAAUGUUACGAAACACUAGAGGGAAUGUAUGGUGAUAUAAAUUCGGCGAAAAUAGAUUCCGCGUGCACCACCGGGAGUAUGGGUCAAGCCCUGGACAUUCUUUGGACUAUCAAAUCCCCUGCGAAUACGAGAAUAUUCCUAAAUUUUACCACAUUUAUACUAGCAAAACCUAAUGAGUGCGAGGAGAAUGUAAUACAAGUUUUCGGCUCUGUACUGGAAUACGAUGCGAAGUUGGCUCAUUACUGCGGCUCCAUGGCGAAUUCAGUUCAGACCAAGGGAAGAGAUAGCAAAGGAGUAGGCGAUGACGGCAAUCUGAUGUAUGUCCGUCUGUAUGCAUCGAAAGCUGCGAAGGCUGGCACUAAUUUUUCAGCCACAUAUACUGCAUUUAGAACCUUGGAUCCUAACAAAGACGAUAAAUGCAACGACACACAAUUCGACUGUGAAGACAACACGUGCAUUGAAAAGGUCCUAACGUGCAAUGGCUAUGCAAACUGCAGACUCAAAACUGACGAAGACAACACAGGAGCAAACGAGCAUACUGAAACUACGUCAAUGUUGAGCCAAACACACAUAUUAGUGAUCCUGGUCAUCUUCUCCCUCAUUCUGUCUGGUAUGAGCUUCGUGUUUCUCUUCAAAUGCAUCAGGAAAUUAUACCAGGACCAUAAAAUAAUCAAGGAACAUAUAAGACAAUCGUGCGAAGACAGAUUGGACAGUUUGGUAAGCAGACGAUUGACUCUAGACGCUCAGAGAUUGCAGAGGGACAGCGAGUCGCGACCUAGCUUGGAGAGAGAUAACCACACCAACGAAAUGUUUAAACAACAAAGAAGUUUCUCAAAACAUAAGGAUAGUAUAGACUCUGACUUCAUUCAAGAAACACAUUUAGAUGUGGACAGUGAACCUUGGCGAAGAGAAGUAGACAGAGUACCUAUAGAAGUUGAAGACAUCAGAAUUGAAAGGAACGGGAGAACAAGGCGCAGCGACAUAAGCAAAAGAGAGGAAUCUAUCAAGAGCAAAUCAAGAGAGUCCAAAGAGAGGGAGAAGAAAGAAAUAAGAGAUGUAUCCGUGGGUGCGCCUGAUACGAAAGAAUCUAGUUGUCAGACCAGGGAGAGUCUGUUUCAGACAGAUGCACCGCCUAGUUCUGAAGGCUCUGGCAGCAACAGCCGAGGGUUCUCAACGUUCGGAUACUCCGGCGCAACGAUUGUGCGGCCAUCGCCGCCGGCCACCAUCAACACUUCCGAGGUCACGAUCGAGCUGCUGAGCCAAGUACCACAACACCAGGACUCUGUAAAACAAAAGAAAAUACCAGACCGCCGUCCAAUGAGUACGGAGACCACACGAUCAGCCCCUGACGUCAUUAUAGUCUCAAAACCGAUUGGCUGAGGGUGACCUUUGGGGCCCCCGCCGUGGGCCCCAAUCCCCCCUGAAUACUGGGACUAUAGGACCCCGAAGGAGCCAAGAACCUGCCCUGAGGGUUCCCACCAGCCUCACAAUUGUAAUCACGACAGUCUCUCCAAAAGCGUCUCAUUCGAAGAUUGCGAGGGAUAUUACAGCAAAUAUUUUGACGAAGGCCCAAAACUCAUUUACGAUUAUUGCUUAAAAAGUGAUUUUAAUUGUAAAAAAUCAAAAACAUUACCAAGAAAUCUAGGUUCCUCUGUCGAUUAUAAACCGAAAGUGUACCCGCAGAGGAGUGUGUGCUUUUACGGGAUUGAUGAUGAAGUGUCUUGUAAGAGAAAUAGGACUUUCGUGGUUAGAGCGGACAUAGAGGCGCCGAGAUAACGAAGAAUCAGUUCUCCGGUUGACUUUUAAAGUUUUUAUCGAUGUGUAUGAAAAUCUGUCCCAUUAGACAAGAUACAAAUGAAUCUAUCGAUAGAAAUUUUUCGCCUAGUGCUAGACAUAGGUAAUAUCUACACUGCUUCGAUGUUUUUAUAUUGGAUUCUUUUGGACAUUAAUGAUGGAAAAAAGUUCUUCCCCCAUAAUAUUCAAAAUAUCCCUUACUUGAUCAAUAUAUAAAUAUUGUAAAUGCAAUACAUAGAUAUUUCUAUAUAUUACUCAGCCCUAGUUAGCACUAGAUGGUGAAAUAACAAGACACAGGAUAUAUCCAUCUCAUUCUAUCAUAUGGACUGGCUAGAGAUAACCAUACUAUGGAUAGAUUCAUUUGUACUUUGUCUUUUUGGGCCGUUGUUUUUAAUUCAACAAAUUUUAUUUGCAGCAUCAUUUUUGUUAUGGCACAUGCAAAAUAAGAUUUUGAAUUUAAUAAUUUAUUUAUAAAAUAUAUUGAAAUGUUAAAAUAAAUCUUGUUUUUAUGUUAAAAUCGAAGGGAGAUGAUGAUCUAUCUCCCUUCGAUUAAAAGUAUAAAAGUCGUAUAAAAGUGAAUAGUGCGGUAGCGAAAUAUUGCAGGUAGUGAGGGACCAAUUCAAAGCCAGUAAGUAGUUUAUACCAGUCUACCUACAUCAUCAUAUCAGCCAUUUACUGUCCACUUCUGGACGUAAGCUUCCCCCAUAAAAAGUUUUACCAGUAAUUGCCACGUUUGGCAAACGGGUUGACAACCGCAGAUAACUAUAUAUAAAUAUGUAGAAAUCCGCGACUUCAUCCACUUCACUACUAAAAUAUAUCCUGUAUCCUUCUCCAUCCAUUCUUUAGUGAUUGGUUAAACUAUUAAAGCACUAAGUAACAAAAAAAAACUCAUUUUCACAUUUAUAAUAUUAUUAAGGAUCUUUGUUUAUAAAAUGUAAAUUCCAUUUCUGGCUGUAAGUUUAAAUAUGUUGUAACGUUCUGUAAGGAAACUGUGAAUUUUGUAACAAAGUAAAUAGGGGAAUAUAGUAAUAUAGAGAAUACGUGACCGCACUGUGCACUUGAAGAGGUACAUAACUUUUGCUUACCGAAGUGUUGCAACACUGCAACAAUAUGUACAAUUUUCAAAAAAGAAUUUAACAUUUUUCAAUUUUUUUUUUUUUUUUACAAAACAGGGGGCAAACGAGCAUGCGGCUCAAUGUUUCUGAGUGAUUACUUAAAAAGUUCUCUGCUCACGAACUAAAACGUUGAUUAUAGAAUACAUAUAUAAAUCUACCACUUACAACUUUGCACUUAAUUCAUGUUUUGCUUUAAAUUUUUUUUCUUGAUCCGCUCCGACCCUCCGUCCGGCGAGAUCGAAGUGCGGCGGCCUAAGCCGAGAUCCGAGCCGCUCUGGCGCCCUUGGGCAUACGUUGUAAUCUAUCGGUAAGAUUCGACACUUUGUCGCUUUCCUCUCGCGGGCUUGGAGUGUCAUCUGCACUCGACUCUACACCCGGUGAAGCUGUAAAAGUCAUAUGUGGCCAACAGCAUUGUACAACUCGAUAUUUUUUUUUUUUCAAAUAGGUACAUUUAUGCCUUCAAAAUCCAAAAUCUCAGUAACUAGUGAUAAUAAUACUAUCACAUACUUAACAUUUACUUCAAUAUCAGAGUACUUUUUAAAUAAUCAAUCUUAAACAUUGGAAAAUGUUCAAUUGUUUUUCUAUAAUUUGGCACACUUCGUUAUGAAGUUAACCAGGCAACGAUUUUAAUGGAUACCAAGCUAUAUAAUGUGUUUUAUUUAUCUAUAAAUUUGAACAAGUCUUCCAUUCAAUCUUGGAAACUUUAAUUAUAUUUUUGUAAUUACAAAAUUCUUGAUACUUGUAAACGAAAUGAGUCGACGUUGAAUCUGUAUUAAAGAGUGUAUCCUUUGCCAAAUGUUAUGUGAAAUAAUAUUGAAUGCAAGUUAUAGUUGUAAGUAGACCAAGUCGUUAGUUGUAAUAGAUUUGCACAAAUAUAUUGCAUUGAUAUAUCAUAAAUACUUGUACAGAAAUAUCAAAUUGAUAAUUUAUGUUAUGUGUAUAAAAUAGUUUCCUAGUAAAAAUGUUAAUAUUAAAUUAGAAAUUUUUAACAAACGAAUAGCAAAAACGAACAAAGAUCGGACGUUUAAAUAUUUUCUCGUUACAUUUGUGUUAUAAAUUUAACAUUGUGUGAUUUGGUUGCUACUAACGUAAAUUUGUUAGUAAACUUUUGAAAACAAACGGCCGGAGGAAUAACCAAUUAUUGCUUAUAACAAUGAAACUUUUUCGUAAAACUCCCGGUCUCUUUGGAAGUUUGUGUAAACGAAUUUCCACUGAGCAAAUUUAAAUUAAUAUUCCAUUUAUAAUUCAACAAUUUUCAUAAGCAUUUCUGAUAAUUCUUUACGUUUGAAAUAAAAAUUGCCUAUUUAUCUUCUUUUUCUUUGGUUAGCCGAUUCGAAU
Molecule: messenger RNA, 6020 nt
Organism: Galleria mellonella (greater wax moth)
Lineage: Eukaryota; Metazoa; Arthropoda; Insecta; Lepidoptera; Pyralidae
Gene: Neto
Product: neuropilin and tolloid-like protein 1
Exons: 16
Coding region: 934-3153 (739 amino acids)
Molecular function (GO): protein binding
Source: RefSeq, a predicted model, not a curated record